CCUCUGUUGCCUGCAAAUAACGCGAAAAUCUCUCUGAAGAAAAAAAAAGAAAAAAGAAAAAAAGAAAAAUAAUCGAACCAGUCGUGGGAAUGAUCCGAAAGAACAUGAACCAGAGAAAUUUGAAGAAACCCUAAUCUUAGCCACGCUUUUAUCCAUCUUCUUCGUCUCUUCUUCUAUCGUUCUAAUCUGAAAGGCGCCAAGAUUGGUACGGUGGAGCUAGGCUAGGGUUAGGUUUAGGCUUCGGGAAUUAGGGUUAGGGUUUUGAUUACCGGCUGAUUUCUCCCGUUACCUGGGAGGUGCACGAGGACGAAAUUGAAGGCGGAGUCAUUUUGGGGAUUCAGCGUUAGGGUUAAGUGUUCCUUUUCAUGGGCCGCGCGGGAGUUUAUGGUGGUGGUUUGUGUCGGUUAUGAACGUUGACCAAUGCCAGUGGCCGAAGAAGAUGAUGGGUAGGGGAGUGGACGGAGGUUGUGGUGCUGAAGAUAAACCUUGCCGACCAUUUCGCAGGGCUACGCCUGAGAAGGAAAAUGGGAAGAAGGGCUUUGAGGAUAAGGGUUCGCCGGAAAUCGAUUUGUUAGCUCAGGCUAGCAAAAAUCUCUCAGAGAGGUCUCCUUAUGAUGUUCCUGAAGAUGGCUCCACUUUGGUGGCAAGUGUGCCUACUCUACCCAUUGUGUUUGCUAAUUUGCUCAACCAAACGGAUAACAAGAAACGGCAUAAGAAGUCUCAUUCUGGGACGGAUAAGAAGAAGAAGAAGUCUUCUAGGCAAGGGGAUAAGUUGCGAACUGGGAGCAUCUGGGUUGAACAUCAGGACUAUUUUAGGCGCGUAGAAUUGCCUGAUUUAGAAACUUUGUCAGAUUUAGCAUCUCUACGAUCUUUAUCUUCUAGAAACUGCUUUUCAGUGCCAUCUGUGGAAUACGAAUCCAUUAAUAUUCAACAGAGGGAAACUGAUGCGAGUGCAAAGAAUGAGGAUGUUGUUUGUGCAGAAGGCGUUGUUCUGGAAGAAAUUAAAGACCUUCUUAGCAAAGAGAUAUCUGAAGGCACAGUAAAGAAAGAAGAGGUGAACGAGGAUGGUGGGCAGCCAAUGAGUGUUGACAAUGUGGGGGAUGAAUUAUCCUCUGGGACAGACUAUUCUGGUAGUUUAGAAUGGGUUUUAGGCUGUAGAAAUAGGAUUUUGUUGACAUCAGAAAAGCCCUCCAAAAAGCGGAGGCGUCUUGGUGGUGAUGCAGGUUUGGGAAAAUUAGUGGUUGCCGCUCCUUGCAAAGGCAAUGCGUUGUUAUGUGAUUUUUGCUGCACUGGUGAGGCCAAGGAAUAUCAUAACCAGCUGAUUGUUUGCUCUUCCUGCAAAGCUACAGUUCAUAAAAAAUGCUAUGGUGUUGUUGAAGAUACAGAUAAAUCGUGGUUGUGCUCAUGGUGUGAGCUGGAGAAUGCUCGUAGUGAUUCUGAAAGACCAUGCUUGCUUUGUCCCAAAAAGGGUGGCAUCCUGAAACCUGCUCUCUCUAAAACUGAGAAUGGUGGGCCAGCGGAGUUUGCUCAUCUGUUUUGUUCUCUGUGGAUGCCUGAGGUGUAUAUAGAAGACUUGAAAAAAAUGGAGCCUAUCCUGAAUUUGCCUGGAAUAAAAGAAACUCGGAGGAAGUUAUUGUGUAACUUGUGCAAGGUGAAAUCUGGUGCUUGCAUUCGGUGUUGUAAUGGAUCAUGCCGAACGUCUUUCCAUCCAAUAUGUGCAAGGGAGGCAGGGAAUAGGCUAGAGGUCUGGGGAAAACAUGGGUGUGAUACUGUUGAACUGCGAGCUUUCUGCUCGAAGCAUUCAGAUAUUCAAGAAAGUGGAAGAUCCAUAGAGGGAGGAGAAAUUAUUGCAGCUGAUAGUCGUUCUCCUGUAUGUCAUCUUCCAUCAGAAUGUGUAAGAGAAGGUCACCUAAGAAACGAUGAGAUGGGAAUUGACGUAGGAACUCCGGGAUCUGAUAUUUCGAGAAACAGUGACGUGCGAGAACUGGGAUCACCGCGUUCAAAUAUUAACUGGUCUGCAACAGACAAUGUUGAAUCAGAGAUGACUUGGAGAAGCACCGAUAAUGAAAGAACCCUGUCCGAGUCUCUUAGUUUUGGAUUGAUUCUGAAAAAGUUGAUCGAUCUGGGGAAAGUGGAUGUGAAGGAUGUGGCUGCAGAGAUUGGGGUCAAUCCUGAUGCUUUGAAUGCCAAACUUAUGGAUGGAGACUUGCUGCCUGAUUUACUAGGCAAGAUAGUUAAAUGGCUUAACCAGCAUGCACACAUGGGUGCCCGGAACAAAGGCGAAAAAUUUAGAAGUACCAACACUACAAUAUCUGAGCGUCGGGCAGCUAACUGUACUGAGGAUAUGGUGAUGUUAGAUUCGGACAUCUUAGAUCCUGCUGUCACAAAGGCUUUUUCUUUGGAGCGAACACCCGAAAGCAGUAUUUGUAAUAAUAAUACGAUAUGUACCUCUGCCGAAAAUUGUACUGGUAAUGGUAUUGUGGUUGAUGAAGCUAAAGCUAAUGGGCCAGUCUUGAAGAAAGAUAGUUCUGGGAAUUUGGCAUCUGAUCAUUCUCCAGAAGAACAGAAAUCAGUAGUUGUUGAUCAGGAAGUUCAUCUCGGGAAAAGUUCUGUUAAUCGUUCUGAUGAUCACGGAGAACAAUCCAACUCUAGUUCUUCUGGAGUCAUUCUGGAGAAUGCCGUUUCCUUGGGGACUAAUGGAAAUUUGAACAGUCCAAGCCCUAUUAUCUUGGAUCUCCUUGAUAAUGAACCAUAUCCUGGUUUCAAUCCUCAUCCUUAUAUCCGUAAAGAAUUGUCAGAGAUGGGCAAGGGCCCUGAAGAAGGAAACAAACAUCUGCAGGACGCUGGCAAUCACACUAUCUGUUGUAACCACCACAAUCAGAAUGCAGAUUGCGGAGACAAAUUCUGUCAGUUAUCCAAAGCUAGGAAAUUGGGCAUACUGGAUCUGUCUCCUGAAGAUGAAGUGGAAGGAGAACUUCUAUAUUAUCAGCUUCAGUUACUUAGCACUGCAGUUCCAAGAAAGCAACUAUCUGACAAUCUAGUGUAUGAAGUUACCAAAAAGCUGCCCCUGGAGAUUGAUGAACAGCAUGGACGAAGAUGGGAUGAUGUUCUGGUCAAAAAAUAUUUCCAUGAUGUCAGGGAAGCAAGAAAGCAAGGUAGGAAAGAGAAAAGACACAAACAAGCCCAGGCUGUUCUAGCUGCUGCUACUGCUGCAGCAGCAACAUCUUCUCGGAAUACAUCGCUAAGGAAAGAUAUGACAGAAGAACCUGUACAACAAGAGAUGAGUACCUCUAGACGUAAAGUGACUGGCAGCUCUCACCUAGUGCCACAGACAAAGGAAACACUUUUAAAGAUGGCUGUUUCCAGUCCACCAUCUGACAAACGGUCUGAUCAUCGUACACCAGACUUUUCAGAAAAUCCACGAAGUUGUGACAUCUGCAGACGCGCUGAAACUAUAUGGAACCUGAUUGUAGUGUGCUCUAGUUGCAAGGUUGCUGUUCACAUGGAUUGCUACAAAUGUGCUAAAGAAUCUACUGGUCCUUGGUACUGUGAACUAUGUGCGGAAUCUACUGGUUCUUUCAAUUUUUGGGAAAAACCGUAUUCUUCUACAGAGUGUACUUUAUGUGCUGGCACAACUGGGGCUUUUAGGAAGGCCACAAAUGGGCAGUGGGUACAUGCAUUUUGUGCUGAGUGGUCCUUGGAAUCAACCUUCAGAAGGGGGCAAAUAAAUCCUGUGCAGGGAAUGGAGUCUCUGGCCAAGAACACGGACACUUGUUGUAUAUGCCAACGGAUAUAUGGUGCAUGCAUUAAGUGUAGUUAUGGUAACUGCCAGACGACAUUUCACCCAUCCUGUGCCAGAAAUGCGGGCUUUCAUAUGACUGGUGGUGGGAAACUUCCACAUAAGGCUUACUGUGAGAAGCACAGCUUGGAACAGAAGGCAAAGGCCGAAUCUCAGAAACAUGGGGCAGAGGAGCUGAAAAGUCUCAAACAUUAUAGGGUUGAACUGGAGAGAUUACGCCUUCUGUGUGAGCGGAUAGUCAAGAGGGAGAAGUUAAAGCGAGAGUUGGCUGUUUCCUCACAUGAAAUACUUGCUGCCAAAAGGGAUCACGCAGCACGGUCCUUGCCAGUCCGUAAUCCAUUUUCUUUUCCAGAAGUGUCGUCGGACUCAGCGACAACAUCAAUAAAAGGUCAUCCAGAUAGUAAUAUAUCUGGCAGUGAAGCAAUACAGAGGUCAGAUGAUAUCACCAUUGACAGCACAGCCUCUGUUAAGCGCCGAGGCAAAGGUCCCAUUUUAAUGGACACUGAUCAGAGAACCGACGAUAGUGCUACUUCCAAGGGUCGGUUUUCCCGUAAGCCAACCGAAAGCCAAAUAUUUUCCGGGAAAACCGUUCCCCGCAAACAUUGUAUAGUCUCACCUAGUGUUUCAGAGGAUGGAGAUAAAGACUCAAAGCCCAAGAAGCAGCAUGUAGAAACAUUCGCGAAGGAGCUUGUGAUGACAUCGGAUGAAGCUUCGUUCAAGAACCGGCGGCUCCCAAAGGGAUACUUCUAUGUUCCUGUUGAUUGCCUGCAAGAAGACAAGCCGGGCAACCCGAAGGCGGCUUCAUCGGACAAGCCAAUAAACCAGAAGGCCUCUUCAGGUGAUCCGUCAGGUAAAGACGGGUAAAGCUUGAGAACAUAUGUUUUGGGCUCAUUGCUCUUUACCCUGAUUAAGAUACUGGCUAGUGGUGGACAUCGCUUCUGCGCCCUUACCAGGAUUCACCAACUGGCUUAAAGCAACAAAAAAAAAAAAAGAACAGAUGGUAUUGCUAAUUUGCUACAAAAGAGCUGUGGCUGCGACUGAGACUCUCAGCUAAAAAGGCCUUGUGAAGCUUUUGGGUACUCAAAAACAAACUGUGGCUAUGCUAGUGUUUGAGAUUUGAGAGUAAAGAAAAAAAAGGCUUCAGAUUGGAUUCAGGGUAGUGAGAAAAAAAGCUCCCUAUGACCUUAUAAAGAAGAAUCGAUCAUGUGUAAUUCUGUUUGUAUAAAGCAAAAAAAGAAAAAAAGGGUUGCGUAAGUGUAAAUAUUCAUCAUUGUGUCUAAAAUCUGACAGAAGGGUAUAAUAGUUUGUCUGAAA
Molecule: messenger RNA, 5113 nt
Organism: Eutrema salsugineum
Lineage: Eukaryota; Viridiplantae; Streptophyta; Magnoliopsida; Brassicales; Brassicaceae
Exons: 19
Coding region: 407-4663 (1418 amino acids)
Biological process (GO): regulation of transcription by RNA polymerase II
Source: RefSeq, a predicted model, not a curated record